This is a messenger RNA of Radiomyces spectabilis, 759 nucleotides long. RefSeq lists its product as uncharacterized. Lineage: Eukaryota; Fungi; Mucoromycota; Mucoromycetes; Mucorales; Radiomycetaceae. The record is from RefSeq and is a predicted model, not a curated record. The transcript has a single exon. Bases 133 to 342 code for a protein of 69 amino acids.
UUUUUUUUUUUUUUUUUUUCCUUUUUGCAGAAAUUGGGAAGACAUACAGAAAUCAUAAGAGUUCGAAGCAAAUUGACAAAUGUUAAAUUAUUUUCUUUGCGUUUGACCUUGGAAUUUGGCUUUCAGAUCCGGAUGCUGGCCUGUUUGAUCAGCCAUGCUUUGCACUUGGCGAGCUGUGAAUGGACCGGCAUGACAUUGGUGGCCCGAGUCGACGUGGUGCUGGAUGUCAGCUUUAGAUGUCUGAUUUCUCUGCGUCUGGUCAGCGAGACUUUGGAACUUGGAAGAAUCUUGGCGGUCAAACGAGGGCUAAAAAUUAGGGCACUGUUAGCUACAUGCUGCUGAUGUGAUGAUAUAAUAAGGAAAAGUUUACAUUGGUAGACAUGGUGAUAAAAACAAAAGAUGCGUUGGGGAGGUUCAAGAGUUACGAAGCGAUCACUGUUUUAUACAAAAUUAUAAAGUGUGAAAAGUUUGACAAUUUUUCAUGCCAUGAAUCAACUGUGAGCGAAUAGUGCUAAAACAGGUUUUUGACGCCCAUAAAGAGCAAAAAGUUCACACAAAGAGAACGUUCAAGAAUAUCUUCCUGGUAGAUCGCAUGUGAAUAAACAAGUGUUCUUUAUAGCUUUGCAAAAGAAAAGAACAGAACAGAAAAGAAAAAUGUUGAAUAAAUCAAUAUUAUCCAUGGCAAUCGUUGAUCAUUUAUUUUUAGUCCCAGGAGAUGGAUAAACGCAUUGAUAUGAACAUAUGGCUGCAAUACUAUCG